Molecule: messenger RNA, 4622 nt
Organism: Labrus mixtus (cuckoo wrasse)
Lineage: Eukaryota; Metazoa; Chordata; Actinopteri; Labriformes; Labridae
Gene: vps50
Product: VPS50 EARP/GARPII complex subunit
Exons: 29
Coding region: 114-3101 (995 amino acids)
Biological process (GO): endocytic recycling; retrograde transport, endosome to Golgi
Cellular component (GO): EARP complex
Molecular function (GO): SNARE binding
Source: RefSeq, a predicted model, not a curated record
ACGUGACGGACAACUAUGGCUUCCCACUCGUAGUGAUGGAGGCGCUUCGUUGACAACAAAACAAAGUGUCGCUUUGUUCAAUUGUAUUUCUACUAUAACGAGUGGGAUUUAAGAUGCAGAAGAUUAAGUCUCUCAUGGCCCGGCAGGGUCUGAAAAGCCCCCAAGAGAGCAUGGCAGACCUUAGCCCUGUGGAGAACCUGAGGAUCCCAAGCAAGGAGGAGUUGCGGGAGCUGAGGGAGCAACCCAUCGACCCCCAGGCGGAGCAGGAGAUCAUCGAUAGCAUCGAGGAGGUCUACUUCUCCAACGACUCCUUUGACAUGGUGCAGCACGAGCUGGAGAAACUCCCACCUGAGCUCAACCUGCAGGAGCUGGAAGAGUACAGAGACAAACUGAAGAAACAACAAGCAGCAGUUUCAAAAAAGGUUGCAGAUCUCAUUUUGGAGAAACAGCCUGCUUAUGUCAAGGAGCUGGAGCGAGUGACAGCAUUACAGACUAACCUGCAGCUGGCAGCAGUCAUUUGCACUAAUGCAAGGAGGCAACUAAGCGUCUCAAAGGAGGGAUUCACAGAAGCCAGCCUGGGUCUAUUAGCCAAUCAGAGGAGACGACAGCUACUGACAGGCCUGCUGAAGUCACUAAGGACCAUCAAGACGCUGCAAAGAACAGAUGUACGACUCAGCGAGAUGCUUGAGGAGGAAGACUAUCCAGGUGCAAUCCAGCUCUGUCUGGAAUGUCAAAAGGCUGCCAGCACCUUCAAACACUACAGCUGCAUCAGUGAAUUGAAUUCCAAACUACAAGACACUCUGGAGCAAAUCGAGGAGCAGCUUGAUGUCGCCCUGUCCAAGACGUGUAAAAACUUUGAUGUGUCGCACUACACCAAGGUCCAGCUGGCCUACACACUCCUCGGCAAGACACAGACUGCCAUGGACCAGCUGCACAUGCACUUCACCCAGGCCAUACACAACACUGUUUUCCAAGUCGUGCUGGGAUAUGUGGAGCUGUGCGCCGGCAAUGCCGAUACCAAGUUCCAGAAAAUGCAAUACAAGGAUCUUUGUACGCAUAUCACACUGGACAGCUACAUACCAUGCCUGAUGGAUCUAUGCAAGGCAUUAUGGGAGGUGAUGCUGAGCUACCAUCGCACCAUGCAGUGGCACGAGGAGCAUGACAAACUGGAGACUGCACCCACUCCAGCCGUAGAUGACACAGCGGCAGCAGAGUCGGAUGAGUCAGUGGUGGACCGCAGCUAUGUAAAGAAGAAGCUGGAGCACGGACUGACACGCAUCUGGCAGGAUGUCCAGUUGAAAGUGAAGGCCUACAUCCUUGGCACAGACAUGUCCAACUUCAAAUACGAUGAUUUCAUCGUGGUUCUGGAUGUCAUCAGCAGGCUGAUGCAGGUGGGUGAGGAGUUUUGUGGCAGCAAGUCAGAGGUCCUGCAGGAGUCCAUCAAACGGCAGAGUGUCAACUACUUCAAAAACUACCACAGGACGCGACUGGAAGAGCUGAGGAUGUUUCUGGAAAAUGAGACGUGGGAACUGUGCCCGGUCAAGUCUAACUUUAACAUCGCCCAGCUCCAUGAGUUUAAGUUCAUGGGCCAGUGUCGCUCUCCGUCCGUGUCUCCGAGCAGACAGGCCGUAUCCUCCACCGGCCUGGCUCAGGAGGAGCUGUCUCUUUUCCAGCAGUACCUGCAGGAGGGAAACCCCUUUGAGAUGCACACUGAGCACAAAGAGGAGGAGACAGAGGAUGUGCUGGCAUCUAACGGGUACGAGUCAGACGAGCUGGAGAAGAGCGUGUAUCAAGAUUAUGACAGCGACAGCGACGUCCCCGAGGAGCUCAAGCAGGACUACGUCGAUGAGCAGACGGGAGACGCACCUCUCAAGAGUGUCUCCCGUGAGACCAUCAGAAGCAAGAAGAAGUCCGACUACAACCUGAAUAAAACCAACGCACCAAUCCUCACCAACACCACCCUCAACGUCAUCCGGCUUGUCGGGAAGUACAUGCAGAUGAUGAACAUCCUGAAGCCGAUCGCCUUCGAUGUCAUCCACUGUGUGUCCCAGCUGUUCGAUUACUAUCUGUACGCCGUCUACACCUUCUUUGGACGCAAUGACAUGCCUGUCCCAAGCCCAUCUUUGCCGUCUCAUGGUGGCAGAGAGGUGGGUGCUGUCAGGGUGGUGGGCCCUACCUGCUUGUAUGAGUCAUCGGGCCUGGGCCUUAUCAGCAGCCGACUGAGAACCACACUGAACCGGAUCCAGGAGAGUCUCAUCGACAUGGAGGCUGUGGGGGAGAACACAGGAGUUCACGGUCCGGCAGAGGACAGGAAGGAGAAGGUACCCAGCCCCCAUCUCAGCCAACUCGUGGUCCUCACUAACAGCGGGACUCUUUACGGACUCGCCCAGCGGGUGGUGGCCACUGAAUCUCUUGUGUUUUUGGCAGAACAAUUUGAAUCCCUACAGUCUCACCUGGACACAAUGAUGCCUUUAGCCAAGAAACCCUUCCUGCAACAGUUUUAUUCUCAGACGGUGUCGACAGCCAGUGAACUCCGCAAACCAAUCUACUGGAUUGUUGCAGCGAAGGCCAUCGACUACGAACAAAUGUUGCUCAUGAUGGCGGGGGUUAAAUGGGACAUCAGGGAGAUAAUGUCACAGCAUAAUGUGUACGUGGACGCCCUUUUAAAGGAGUUUGAACAGUUCAACAAGCGUCUGGGAGAUGUUUCCAGACAUGUACGCAUCCCGCUGCCUGUGUCCAAUGUUCUGUGGGAGCACUGCAUCCGCCUGGCCAACAGGACUCUAGUAGAAGGCUAUGCUAAUGUGAAGAAAUGCAGCAACGAGGGCCGGGCCCUGAUGCAGCUGGACUUCCAACAGUUCCUCAUGAAGCUUGAGAAACUGACCGACCUGCGACCCAUCCCUGAUAAAGAGUUCGUGGAGACUUACAUCAAGGCCUACUACUUGACUGAGAACGAUAUGGAGCAGUUUAUCAAGAAUCACAGGGAGUACUCCAUGAAGCAGCUUGCCAACCUGGUGAACGUUUGCCUGGGCUCGCACAUAAAUAAGAAGGCUCGUCAGAAACUUCUGGCGGCCAUCGAUGACAUUGACAGACCCAAGAGAUAGACUGAUGACAGGAGCAGACCCUAAACAUAUCAUCCAGCCACAGAGACUGACACUCAAGCAGAACCCCAUCCCGUCCUGCAGAAGAGCUCAUCACAGAAUGUCUUCAUAUUCCAUUUCAUGUUUGGGUAUUUUUAAGUAAAGCUGCUAUUCACAUUAACGUAAAGCUAAAAUAAUAGCCUAUUGCUAAUUGUUUGUUAACCUACAGUCAUUGUUUGGUCAAAAACAAACUCAGUUUUUUUAAAGCACCUCAUGACAUACUGGUGGACAUAAAUACUAAAACCAUCACCAUCGAGCAUGCUAAAGUUACCCUACAAACACUGAACAUGGAUCACAAUGCACGCCCUCAUCUUUUCAUUUUAGAAACUUGCUGCUUAUGACAUUUGUCUGAAAAUUGUCUACAUUCAAAACAGUUUUAAUGUCUUCAAUGGCCAGAUGGAACUGACUUUUUCUCACAUCAAUUAACAGAUAUAACCUUGUGAUAUAAGUGUGUUAACGUUGCUCUUCAUGGUGUUACAUCAACUCCAUCCUUUCAAUUAAACAAAAAAAAAGCAUUUACCAGAAGUCCAGUAACAUACGUUUUCUGUACUAAAUAUGUCCCAAUAUUGGAUCCAAGAAGACUCUGAAGCAGUUAUUAUUAACCUCUACUUUCUGAUCUCAAGCUUUGUCUCAUGGUUGAAUGUCCCUUCCAGAUGCAGAUGCAGUAGAUCUCACUUAUCGUUCAUUUGAAUCACUCUUUAUAAGUUAUUCUUAUUUUCUUUGUGUAUCGUUUUACUUCAGGGUAUUUUUUGUGCCUGACUGGAUGUUUCUUUGUUCUGUCUGUCUAUGAUAUAAAUCUAAUAUAAUAAUGAUCCUGAAAAUAAUAUAAAUUGCUGUAGUUAGCAUUCAAAUAUUGUAUAUGAGCACCAGCUGCAUUUGAUUGUUUGCCAUUUGUUAAUUAUUUGAAUGUCCUCUAGUAUCUGAUCUCCAUGCUGAGCAUUCAAAUGUGUUUGUUUUUUUUGGGUUUUUUUUUUUAUCAGUUUGUGCAGUCGGACAUUGAUGAUAUGAAUCCUCAUGAGUUUGUAACUGAACUGCGUCAGCUACAAGAGCUUUCCUCUGCCGCUUUAAAGCUGCCCCCACCUGUCGCCUCCAUUAGAGCAGACCUGCCGAGAGGGCAGAUUGAUUUUCUGCUAAAGAAAAAAAAAAAAGGACUGGAGUUAGAGUUUUUGAUAUGGCUUCAUAUUUUCUGUGCACCUACUCCAUGAAGACUAUUGUAAAUGUGAAUGUUUUGAACAAUGUCUGUAUUUAUUUCUGGCUUCGUGUCUUGUUUAGCGUUUUUAUAUAAUGCUGGAAGUGUGCUGUCAUUUAUCACCUCUCAGUAUCUUGUAACUUAUCAGCUGAAUCUAAAAAAAAAAAAAAGAUAUUUAAACUUUGUGAAAUUAUGUUAAGGGUCAAGUGCACUAUUGUGAAACUAAUCAGUAAUCAUUGUUUAACUGUAGGUUGAACCAAAAAUGAUUCUAACAUAAUAAACACACUAACAAUAGA